Messenger RNA from Pristis pectinata (smalltooth sawfish), 2331 nucleotides. Its product is annotated as inositol-3-phosphate synthase 1-B-like. The coding region runs from base 359 to 2005 and encodes 548 amino acids. NCBI's taxonomy places the organism in Eukaryota, Metazoa, Chordata, Chondrichthyes, Rhinopristiformes, Pristidae. Gene Ontology annotation, biological process: inositol biosynthetic process; phospholipid biosynthetic process. The record is from RefSeq and is a predicted model, not a curated record. Gene Ontology annotation, molecular function: inositol-3-phosphate synthase activity. Gene Ontology annotation, cellular component: cytoplasm. The transcript is spliced from 12 exons.
GUAACCAUGGAAGUGAAGUCUGUCUGACUCUCUAUAUUAAGGAAGCCCGCGGGAUUUGUUAGUCAGAAGCAAGAAUUGGAGCUACGAGAUCUAGAGACCAAAUAUAUUUACAUAAAAUAAAUCUACUAAUCUAAAAGCGACGUGCAGCAGCAACAAUCCACACCGUGAGAGAACCGGUAAAUUGGCUGUCAGACCACCAACAUUACACAUCAACUUCAGUUUCAGAAAGUAGAUCACUAGCUGUGAAGUGUUUGGAAUUUUCUAAGGCUGAGAGCUGCCGUACGAAAGUGUUCUCUUUUUCUAGUGCUAGAAUUGGAGCUGUCAAGACAUCAAAGAAAUAAAGGAACCUUCCCAGUUGAUGAUGGCGGAGAAGUUUAUUGUUGACAGCCCAGAUGUGACUUACACCAAAGAUUGUAUUGAGGCAGUGUAUCCCUAUCAGACUACACAGGUCUACGAAGAGAAUGGCUCAAUUAAGGUGAAGCCAUGUUCAACCAAAUUCACCUUCCGCACAGAGAGAAAGGUGCCAAAACUCGGAGUGAUGCUGGUUGGAUGGGGUGGUAAUAAUGGGACUACUGUUACUGCAGCGGUUCUGGCCAACAAGAUGGGACUUCACUGGAUGACCAAAACAGGAAAGAAGGUUGCUAAUUACUAUGGAUCCUUGUUUCAAGCCUCAACUGUGUGUCUAGGUGCUGGUCCUGCUGGUGACAUCUAUAUGCCUUUCAAGGACCUACUGCCCACAGUGAAUCCAAAUGACAUUGUUUUUGAUGGCUGGGAUAUUUCGUCUAUGAAUCUGUGUGAUGCCAUGGUGAGAGCUCAGGUGCUGGAUUGGCAACUUCAAGAACAGCUGAAGCCUCACAUGAGAAAGUUCCAGCCUCGACCUUCUAUUUACUUUCCAGAAUUCAUUGCUGCUAAUCAGGGUUCACGGGCAGAUAAUGUGAUUCAUGGUUCCAAAAAGGAGCAGGUGGAGCAAAUUAGAAAAGACAUCAGGGACUUCAAGGCAAAGAGUGGUGUUAACAAAGUGAUUGUUUUAUGGACGGCAAAUACUGAGCGCUUCUGUGAUGUCACUCGUGGAGUAAAUGAUACAGCAGGAAAUCUAAUGAAGACAAUUGAGUGUGGAGGAGAGAUAUCGCCAUCAUCUAUGUUUGCUGUGGCCAGCAUUUUGGAGGGCUGUGCCUACAUCAAUGGUUCUCCCCAGAACACUUUUGUGCCAGGGGUCAUUGAUCUUGCCAUCAAACACAAGGUGUUUAUUGGGGGUGAUGACUUCAAAUCUGGCCAGACUAAAAUCAAAUCUGUUCUGGUGGACUUUCUGGUCAGUGCUGGGCUAAAGACAGUCUCAAUUGUCAGUUAUAAUCAUUUGGGCAACAAUGAUGGGAAGAAUCUUUCUGCCCCAGAGCAGUUCAGAUCAAAAGAGAUCUCGAAGAGCAAUGUUGUAGAUGACAUGGUUCAAUCCAAUCCUAUCCUGUACAGACCAUCUGAGAAGCCAGAUCAUUGUGUUGUAAUUAAAUAUGUCCCAUAUGUUGGAGAUAGCAAGCGUGCAAUGGACGAGUAUACAUCGGAGAUCAUGAUGGGUGGCACCAACACCAUUGUCCUCCAUAACACCUGUGAGGAUUCCCUGCUUGCCAGUCCUCUUAUUCUGGAUCUGGUAAUCCUGACUGAGCUCUGCCAAAGGAUAACAUUCCGAACUGAAUCAGACACUGAAUUCCAAACAUUCCACAGUGUUCUCUCAAUUCUCAGCUACCUCUGUAAGGCCCCAUUGGUGCCAGGUGGAACACCAGUUGUUAAUUCUCUCUUCAGGCAAAGGACAUGCAUUGAGAAUAUUUUGAGAGCCUGUCUGGCUCUUCCUCCUCAGAACCACAUGCUUCUGGAACACAAGAUGCAAAGGAGUUUCAUGAGUACCCAGAUAACUGAUCACUUGGCAGCUCAGCCUGUACCUCGUAAAACUGCAAAACUUGACAAUAUCCUCAACAAGAACCAUGUCAUAAAUGGUUAUAUGAAUGGCUGUUAAUUAACUUUACAGAUGUUAUUGAAAUUUUGUUGGGUUACUUCUGGUCUGUUGGGCUUCUGGAUUUUGGGCUCUAAACUGUUCUACAGCUGUAUCUAAUAUGCUCCUUAACUGGAAGAUGAAUGCUGUUAUGCUUAACAGCCCCAUACCUUGGAUGGCUGUAGAUAUAUCUAGUUUUUAUUGUUGAAAUACAGGGCAUAAAGUUUUGUGGGUUAUUUUAAUGUUGAAUGUAUUCAUAGCCUAUUUGUCACAAGUUAUGUUCUAUAAAGAGCACAAUCUAAAGAUGUAACCAUAUCCUAGGAUUCUAAAAUAAAAUUCUUCAUCUUGAA